This is a messenger RNA of Canis lupus familiaris (dog), 1409 nucleotides long. It is a transcript of the gene CMTM6, whose product is annotated as CKLF like MARVEL transmembrane domain containing 6. Lineage: Eukaryota; Metazoa; Chordata; Mammalia; Carnivora; Canidae. The transcript is spliced from 4 exons. The coding region runs from base 100 to 648 and encodes 182 amino acids. Gene Ontology annotation, cellular component: membrane. The record is from RefSeq and is a predicted model, not a curated record.
GAAGCGUGGGCGGAGACCAGGAAGUGACGGCCCUCCGGGUGGUCCUCCGGAGUCGGUGAAGUCCGCGGCGUCAGCUCUGCGGCCACCGCGUUCCGGGCCAUGGAGAAUGGAGCGGUGUACGGCCCCACCACGGAGGAGGACCCGGGCCCCGCCAGGGGCGCCCGGAGCGGCCUCGCCGCCUACUUCUCCGUGGGCCGGCUUCGGUUGCCCGGGCUCGCGUUCAAAGUCCUGCAGCUGCUGUUUUCGCUGCUGGCCUUUAUCUGCGAGGAAGUCGUGUCACAGUGUACUUUGUGUGGAGGACUUUACUUUUUUGAAUUUGUAAGCUGCAGUGCCUUUCUUCUGAGUCUCCUCAUCCUGAUUGUGUACUGCACUCCAGUUUACAACCAAGUCGAUCCUGACAAAGUCAAGCAGUCGGACUUUUAUAUUACUUUGGGAACAGGAUGUGUGUUUUUGUUGGCAUCCAUCAUUUUCGUUUCCACACAUGACAGAACAGAAGCUGAGAUGGCUGCAUCCGUCUUUGGAUUUCUAGCAAGUAUUAUGUUCCUGUGUGACGUUGUCAUUGUGUUCAUUUGGAAACGACGGGAGUCCCAAGCUAGGAAACCAGAGGCUACCAGGCCAGGGGGCCUCACAGAACCCCUUAAUGGUUAAGGACUCAAGAGACGGGGUGUUACAUAAGGUAUUGACUGCAUGGCACCUGAGCCCUGGCCGAAGCUCAUGGAGAAUUUGUCUAAUUGUUAAACCACUUCUUUUGGAGAGCAAGGGGAAGGGCAAAAAGGCAGUGUGUCAGUUACCACAAAUUAGGCCAGAGAGUUUUGGGGUUUAAAAAAUUUUUUUAAAAAUAAUGUUAAAACUUCUGUCACUUGAAAUGGUUCUGUUUUUGUUUUUGGAAUUGAGGACAGUUGUUUCUUUAAAUCACAUAGCUCAACUGAUGAGAAUUUAUUCUGUCAUCAUUGUUGGUCUAGCUAUCAAAUUACGCUAUACAGCCAGCAUGAUUAAGUUCAUUGAUUUAGACAUUGUUUUAUUCUUAAAUUAAUUUGCUUAGGUAGGUUUUUUUGAUAUCAGAUAAAAUUCAAUGUAUACUGAAGAGAUCACUAUUUAAAAUGUUGGUCUAGGUUUUUUUUUUCCUUAAAAAUAUAAUACCCAGGUUUUACUGUAUCUCACUCGGCCUUAAAAUUACAUUGUAACAUUUUAGGAUAAUUAUUAAUUCUUUCUGAGACCCUUUAUAGCCUAAUAGAAACUGUAUGAAAGGUGUUGGUAGCUUAUAUGUAUAAGAGUAACAACAUCAUAAAUCCCAUGUUUAUACUGCACUUUGGUUGUUGUUAAUAAGCAAAAAAAAAAAAAAAAAAAAAAAGAGAACAAUUGUAUAUAACACAGAAAAAUGGAAGAAACUCUCAUGGCUAGAGACCAAA